AUGGCGGCCCAGCGCACUGAGCGCGAUGGGCCACUUGUUGUUGCUGCUCCGCGCGAGUGGGCCGCGACGGGCCAUUUCUUCCCGCUCGCAUCAUAUGAGUUCUCUAAAGACAUCGAUAAGAAAAUUGUUCUAGAUUUUUCAUCAUGGACUUUCAAUGUUACUACAUCGGUUGGAAUCAUCAUGGUCUACAAAGCUUUAAUGGCUCAUGGAUUUAGUUUUGCUACAACAUUAACCAGGCUUCAUUUUUUGACUACCACCUUGAUGACUAUCGUAUUUUUGUGGUUAGGCCUGAGCCAUCCCUCCCACUUACCGGUAACAGAUCUGAUUAAAUUUGUCAUAUUUUCAAACUUGUCGAUUUUUGGGAUGAAUGUGAGCUUGCUGUGGAAUUAUGUGGGCUUUUAUCAGAUAACAAACCUGUGCAUGAUACCUGCAUCAUGUCUUCUGGAGGUUGUCUUUGACCAUGUACAUUAUUCCCAGGACACAAUGCUGAGCAUAAUGAUUUUGCUUAUAGGAGUUGCAAUAUGCACAAUUACUGAUGUCACUGUGAGAGCAAGAGGUCUUAUUGCGGCUGUUCUAGCUAUUGGGAGCAUAGUUUUGUAA
Molecule: messenger RNA, 600 nt
Organism: Setaria italica (foxtail millet)
Lineage: Eukaryota; Viridiplantae; Streptophyta; Magnoliopsida; Poales; Poaceae
Product: UDP-rhamnose/UDP-galactose transporter 5-like
Exons: 4
Coding region: 1-600 (199 amino acids)
Cellular component (GO): Golgi apparatus
Molecular function (GO): UDP-galactose transmembrane transporter activity; antiporter activity
Source: RefSeq, a predicted model, not a curated record